Messenger RNA from Drosophila santomea, 1238 nucleotides. RefSeq names its product putative odorant receptor 71a (gene Or71a). The record is from RefSeq and is a predicted model, not a curated record. NCBI's taxonomy places the organism in Eukaryota, Metazoa, Arthropoda, Insecta, Diptera, Drosophilidae. Gene Ontology annotation, biological process: sensory perception of smell; detection of chemical stimulus involved in sensory perception of smell. Gene Ontology annotation, cellular component: plasma membrane. Gene Ontology annotation, molecular function: olfactory receptor activity; odorant binding. Bases 49 to 1188 code for a protein of 379 amino acids. The transcript is spliced from 2 exons.
AAGUAGCUCCCAAAUCGAAAUGUAUCAAUCAGAACUGGGACUUGUGCAAUGGACUACGAUCGAAUUCGGCCGGUGCGCUACUUGACGGGUUUACUGAAGUGGUGGCGACUCUGGCCAAGGAAGGAUGCGGUCUCCAAACCGGACUGGACCAACUGGCAGGGCUAUGCGUUGCACGUGCCAUUCACCUGGUUGUUUGUGGUGCUUCUGUGGGUGGAGGCCAUCAGGAGCAGGGACAUACAGCAUACCGCGGAUGUCCUUUUGAUCUGCCUAACCACAACUGCGUUGGGCGGUAAAAUGAUCAACAACUGGAAGUACGCCCAUGUGGCCCAGGGCAUUCUGACCGAAUGGAGCACAUGUGAUCUCUUCGAGCUGAGAAGCCAACAGGAAGUGGAUAUGUGGCGAUUCGAGCAUCGCCGUUUCAGCCGCGUUUUCAUGUUCUAUUGCCUGUGCAGUGCUGGCGUAAUUCCAUUCAUUGUGAUUCAGCCGCUGUUCGAUAUUCCCAAUCAAUUGCCCUUCUGGAUGUGGACACCAUUCGACUGGCGGCAGCCGGCGCUCUUUUGGUAUCCAUUCAUCUACCAGGCCAUAACCAUUCCGGUUACCUGUAUGUGCAACAUCACCAUGGACGCCGUUAACUGGUACAUGAUGCUGCAUCUGUCCCUGUGCCUGCGAGUGUUGGGCCAGCGAUUGGGUAAGCUUCAGCAUGAUGACAAGGAUCUGAGGGAGAAGUUCCUGGAACUGGUCCAACUGCACCGCAGACUUAAGCAACAGGCCUUGGGCAUUGAGUGCUUUAUUUCGAAGAGCACGUUCACCCAAAUCCUGGUCAGCUCCCUAAUCAUUUGCUUCACCAUUUACAGCAUGCAGAUGGUGAGCGUCUGCAGUUUAGGUUUUCCAUUCGGCUAUAACCCUGUUGAUUCCUGUUUAGAGUCCCGUCCUGCAGGACUUGCCAGGAUUUGCAGCCAUGAUGAAUUACUUAUUGGCCAUGAUCAUGGAAAUCAUGCUGCCCACCAUAUAUGGCAACGCGGUCAUCGAUUCUGCAAAUAUGCUGAGCGACUCCAUGUACAAUUCCGAUUGGCCGGAUAUGAAUUAUCGAAUGCGUCACCUAGUUCUGAUGUUUAUGGUGUACUUAAAUCGUCCGGUGUCCUUAAGAGCCGGUGGCUUUUUCCAUAUUGGUUUACCUUUGUUCACUAAGACCAUGAAUCAAGCAUACAGCUUGCUGGCCUUGCUGCUCAACAUGAACC